This is a messenger RNA of Epinephelus lanceolatus (giant grouper), 591 nucleotides long. It is a transcript of the gene gvin1l2, whose product is annotated as GTPase, very large interferon inducible 1-like 2. Lineage: Eukaryota; Metazoa; Chordata; Actinopteri; Perciformes; Serranidae. Gene Ontology annotation, molecular function: GTP binding. The record is from RefSeq and is a predicted model, not a curated record.
AAUGCGUUUGGACCUAGCCCAGGAGUUCACCCAAAAAGUGGAGAUCACCCAAUUUCUUCAAUGCCUUCCCACACAGCCCCAAGACUCCAUCUUCAACAGAGUGAGAGGGUGUGACCAGCGAUGUCCUCUCUGCAGAGCCCCCUGUGACUUAGCAGAGAUAGGGCAUGAGGUUCACCAGGCAAUGUUCCACAGGCCCAAAGGCAUUUUGCGCUAUGACCCAGUUUCUCUGUCCUGCAUCGGCUGCCCCGAAAGCACGACUGAAGACCAGAGCGAAGACACGUACAACAUGUCCGUGGCAUGCAGUAGCCUCCACUCCCUCUACCCAGACUGGAGCAUCUCCCCUGAGGACCCAAACAGCCAGUUGCCCAAUACUUACUGGAGGUAUGUGUUGGCAAGAUUCAAUGAGAUGUUCGCAAACGCAUAUGACCAGGAGCCAGGAGAGAUUCCUGAGGAGUGGAAGAAAAUCACUGCGGAGGAUGCACUGUGCAGUCUGAAGGAGGCCUUCCUCACUGGACAGUGCUGAUAAAAGGACUGCGUUGUGCUGUAUGCUAGCUUUAUCAGAAAUGAGACAAUUUACUAAUAAAGUUCAGG